AUGUCUACUUCUCCUCAAACCACUUCCACACAUGUGGUUGUCAUAGCACCACCUUCUACGUACCAGCUCAGUUCUUCUGACAAUCCAGGAGCUUUGAUAUCCUCUGUUAUUUUGCAAGAGGAUAAUUAUGCUGAGUGGGCUACGGAAUUGCAGAACUCUCUUCAAGCAAAGCAUAAGCUUGGUUUUAUUGAUGGAUCUACUCCAAAACCGACUUCUGACCCUGAUCUCAGCAUGUGGCGUGCUUCUAAUUCCAUGAUAGUGGGUUGGAUCAGGACCUCUAUUAAUCCUAAACUUUGUUCCACCGUUUCUUUCAUUGCCGAGGCUUCCACUUUGUGGGAGAGUCUUCGGUCUCGUUUCUCGGUUGGUAAUGGAGUUUGCAAGCAAGUUCUCAAAGAUGAGAUUGCAGAGUGCAAACAAAACAGACAAACAGUCUUGGAAUAUUAUGGCUGCUUGUCCAAACUAUGGGAGGAGCUGCAGCAUUAUAAGAUGGGUCGUGAGUGUACCUGUGCCGCUGCUCCUGAUAUUGCCAAAGAACUUGAGGAUGACCGUGUUCACCAAUUUCUCUUCGGACUUGAUCUUUCCCAGUUCAGCAACAACCGUUCGACAAUCACCGGUGAAGAUCCUAAGCCUCCACUCACUCAAGUUUAUUCUCAUGUCAUCCGUGAGGAACAUAAUCUCAACGUGGCACGGUCGAAAGAAACAACUAAAACAGAGGCGAUUGGUUUCACGGUGAAAACAGAGGUUCCACCACAAGCUGCUGCCGUGUCUACUCCUCGUUUCCGUGACCGUUCUACUCUCUCAUGCACUCAUUGUCGUCGUCAAGGACACGACGUGUCCGAAUGCUUUCAACUCCACGGGUAUCUAGAGUGGUUCUUUGAACAAAAAGGUGGCCCUCGCUCCGACAACAGCCAACCUAAUCGGUCUGUUCAACGUGGUGGUCGCCCGACCAGGGGUUCUAGUCGCGGCCGAGGACAUGUCAACACAGCUCGUGUGGUGCCUUCUUCCGACUCUGGCAACAACCAAAUUACGCAACUAAUCAACCUGCUCGAAGCUCAACGCUCCAAUACCUCUUCUGAAAAACUGUCUGGUAAAACUCACUUAACCGAUGUUGUUUUAGAUACUGGCGCCUCUCAUCACAUGACUGGUGAUCUUUCUAUUUUGGUGGAUGUGGUUGACAUUAUCCCUUCACCGGUUACUAAACCUGAUGGGCAACCAUCUCGUGCUACUAAGUGUGGUUCUCUUCCAUUGAGCUCAGCCUACCUGCUGACUGAUGUGUUGUUUGUUCCAGAUUUUAAUUGCAGUUUAAUCUCAGUCUCUAAACUCCUCAAACAAACUGGCUCCAUUGGUAUAUUUACUGACACAUUGUGCUUCUUGCAGGACCAUUUUUCGAGGACUUUGACUGGAGCAGGUGAAGAGCGUGAGGGAGUGUACUAUUUUACGGGAGUAUUGGCAUCAAGGUCUCCCAAAAUUGUCGGCGCAUCAUCUUUCAUCGAGUGCUUUGUGGCAUCAAAGGCUUGGUCAUCCUUCUCCUGGUGUUUUAGUUUCUUUAUCUGA
This is a messenger RNA of Camelina sativa (false flax), 1554 nucleotides long. The record is from RefSeq and is a predicted model, not a curated record. Lineage: Eukaryota; Viridiplantae; Streptophyta; Magnoliopsida; Brassicales; Brassicaceae.